AUGCACUACAGAACACACGACAACGAACACUCGACAACAACCACUACUACAACCACAACAGAGACGAUGUUGCACAGGACAUCACACAAAUCUGGAUCCCACAUCCACCACGACCACCAACAAAGUGUCCACAUGCACCACAUCAUUCGCCAGCUCCAGCUCGAAAAAGAGCACCAACACCAUCACCGGCAACAACAACAACUUGCUGUUGGUGCACAUACACCCCCUUCUCGUGAUACUCCCUACAGGAGGGACUCUCACAUGGAGCACUACAUGUCCGACAUCCUGGCCGCACCCGCACCGGCUGCUCUUUUGGAGGAGGAAGGAGAGGAUGCUCUUAUGUCAGAGUCGCAUGUAGUUUCGAUGAGGGAUUUGAACGACAAGCUGGAAGAGAUUAAGCACCUCCACAACAACUUACAGGCACAAUCCAACUCCUCGGGCGACCCCCUUCUCCAAGGUCUCCUCGACCGUCUUGACCAACACCACUCUGAACGGGACCAGGACCGACUCCGGGAACUGGAACUCGAGAACGAGAUGCUGCGUCGUCACCAGAUACAUAGAAUUAACCCGGACCUGUUGGCCAGGAACUGGGACCAUGCCCAUACCUUGUCACAGAAACAUGGCAAUGCCAAUAUUAGGCAUUCUUAA
Molecule: messenger RNA, 648 nt
Organism: Linnemannia hyalina
Lineage: Eukaryota; Fungi; Mortierellomycota; Mortierellomycetes; Mortierellales; Mortierellaceae
Source: the annotation of a GenBank genome assembly